Messenger RNA from Coccidioides posadasii C735 delta SOWgp, 465 nucleotides. RefSeq lists its product as uncharacterized. The record is from RefSeq and is a predicted model, not a curated record. NCBI's taxonomy places the organism in Eukaryota, Fungi, Ascomycota, Eurotiomycetes, Onygenales, Onygenaceae.
AUGCUGUUGGCAAAAGACUUAAACUGUGGACUUAACGUUUUCCCAAAUACCAGUUUCAGUGUUAUCAAGAUUUUUGAACAAAGAUCAUGCUUCCGUCGCUCGCAGUCGGCGCCUCUUUUAUUUUCCCUUAAGCCUUUGAACCCGGCAGCGGAUGCAGUCGUAAACGACCCUGACAAUGCUAGUCUUUUAUCAAAACUGCAGGACGGCCGGCGAGUCUUAGGUAUCCGCGUCAAUAUGCGUUCGAAAUGUCCAUAUGUCUUGGUGACGAUCGGAAGUGGCGAUGCCGAUAUUCUGGUGAAACGACCUAAUAUUGCACCGAUCCAGUGCUCAUUCAGUGCCAACUGGGACACUGGCGUUACCAUGCUUCGCGAUACCUCGAUUGACAGCAGCACCGAGACUUUCGGUGCAUGCUAUGCCGUUUGGAGAUGGUCGUCACCGCCUACUUGUGGUUGCAUGUGGGUUUAA